AUGGAUUUAAAGCUUGUAGAAAAAUUACUAGCACAGCAGAAGCAAUGGAUGGAAAGUGUGUUACAAUCCAAUGCAGACCGCAUGGAGAAGAUAUUUCAGAAUUCAUCGUCCUCUAUGCCUGCCACACCCAACUGCAUUCCACAGUUUCGUGCUUUUUCUUCUGAAAAAGAGACUUGGGAAAACUAUUUGUUCCAACUCCAGCAACACUUCAAAGCUAACGCAGUAGAAGACGACAAUCUGAAGAAGGCAAAUUUUUUGUCAACCUGUGGAAACUACAUCAACGAGGUACUCCAAAAACUGUUCGAGACCACCGAUGUGAGUAUACACACAUUUAAAGAGUUGACAACUAAAUUGACAAAACAUUUUCAAACAAAACUGCAUGUACUCGCAUCGAGAUGUAAAUUUCUGCAACGAAAAAUGUCCCCAAGUCAAACGUACGCCGAGUGGAUUGCUGAUUUAAGGGGACUGGCCCGAGACUGCAAGUUCGUCUGCACAAAGGAAGGCUGUGGUACAUCAUACGCUGACUUCAUGAUCAGAGAUAUGAUCGUCUACUAUACCCCGCAUGAAUCCGUCCACAUGGCUGCCACCCAAAAGAAAGACCCAACCUUAGGAGAGAUUGAAGAGCUGGUAACAGCAUUUGAGUCAACCCAAACUGCUGCCGAAAUUUUAAAAGGAAAUGUUGUCUUAAAAACACCGUCAACGAUUGAAGUCAAUCAACUCAGCCAUAAACGUGAGCAACAAUAUCCAAGUAAGUCGAAUGAACAUUUUUUCACUAGAAAGUCCUGCCCUGGAUGUUUAGUCCACCACGAUCGAGAUCAGUGCAAACACAUGAAUUCAGUUUGUAAUAACUGCAAUCGGAGAGGGCAUAUAAGUACAGUUUGUUUAUCAUCAAAAAAUACUGAAACAGGUUUUCGUAAGAAGUCGCGGCAACGUUCCAAAAGCCGUAGACGUAGAUCAUCGUCGCAUUCUUUCGCUAAGAAUGAUAAUCGCUCACACCCCAGCCAUCGCUCCGCGCACACGGAGACAAACCAUUCAAUCAAUGAGAUAAAUGAAGAUGGACUGGACCCCGAUCAGGUUUCGUCAGCACAGUGGGAGCUAGAGCGAAAAGGUCGUCAAAUUUUUGUGUCGCUUCACGUUAAUCAGCAACCAAUGCUUUUCCAGUUAGACACUGGAGCAACAUGUUCACUAGUCGGCCUGAAAGGUUAUCAGGCUCUUGGGAAUCCCCCCUGCGAACCAACUAGUCGUUCGCUGAAGGCUUACGGAGGAGUAAGCGUACCUAUUAAGGGGGUCGUCCAUGCAUCUGUCCAAUAUGAAAACAAAAUUCACAGUCUGUCCUUUUUGGUAAGCGACUAUCAGCAAGGUGCAAAUAUUAUGGGUUUAGAUUGGUUCGAGGCAUUUGAUUUCUCGAUUAAUUAUUCAACGGGAGAAUCGGUGUUACAGGUAGUAAAGGGUGAUGCAUUGGCAACCGCUGCAAAGUCUAUCUGUGAAAAAUACAAAGCUGUUUUUACUCCAGAACUAGGUGGCAGUAAACUAUUUACCGCUCAUUUAACAUUGAAACCAAACAGUCAACCCAGAUAUUUCAAACAUCGCCCCGUUCCGUUUGGUUUAAAAGAAGCUGUUCGAGCUGAAAUAACACGUUUACAAGAGCUAGGCAUACUCCGACCGAUUGAGACCAGUCAAUGGGAAGCACCCAUUGUCGUCGUGAAGAAAGCUAACGGCAGUUUACGUAUCUGUGGAGAUUUUCAUAUAACCAUUAACCCACAGUUAGAGAUCGAUCGUCAUCCUAUCCCCAGAAUUCAGGAGCUUUUCCAUAAACUACAAGGUGGUCAAUAUUUUACGAAGGUCGACUUGUCCGACGCCUAUCUCCAAGUCCCUUUAGACGAUGAGUCAAAGAAACUUUGCGUUAUAAGUACUCAAUUUGGUCUUUUUGAAUACCAACGUUUACCUUUUGGAACAUCAAGUUCCACUGGAAUUUUUCAAAGGUAUAUUGAACAAUUAACUUCCGACAUAGAUUUUUGCACGUCAUAUUUAGAUGACAUCAUCGUUUCUGGACGAACAGACGAUGAGCAUCUACAUAACCUUCAGAUUUUACUGGAGCGUUUAGAACGACAUGGACUGAGAUGUCGGCUUGAAAAAUGUCAAUUUGCAAAGAGUGAAAUCAACUACUUGGGCCAUAUUAUCGAUGCCGCAGGAAUAUGCCCAUCGGAGGCACGGGUUGCAGCAAUUCGGGACUUGCCUGAACCAAGGAACUUAAAGGACUUGGAGGCGUUUAUCGGCAAACUGAAUUAUUAUAAUCAGUUCAUCAAGAACUUCGCCCAAGUAGCUGCCCCUCUUAACAAACUACGUUUGUUAGAUCAGCCUUUUGUUUGGGGGAAGAUCAGCGAAGAGCUUUUAAUCAGUUCAAAAACGACAUUUUGA
Messenger RNA from Eupeodes corollae, 2418 nucleotides. RefSeq lists its product as uncharacterized. The coding region runs from base 1 to 2418 and encodes 805 amino acids. The record is from RefSeq and is a predicted model, not a curated record. The transcript has a single exon. Lineage: Eukaryota; Metazoa; Arthropoda; Insecta; Diptera; Syrphidae.